Molecule: messenger RNA, 1565 nt
Organism: Drosophila guanche
Lineage: Eukaryota; Metazoa; Arthropoda; Insecta; Diptera; Drosophilidae
Gene: Elba3
Product: early boundary activity protein 3
Exons: 1
Coding region: 361-1497 (378 amino acids)
Source: RefSeq, a predicted model, not a curated record
GGCUGGGUCAUACAGUGUCAAGGAUGGGUUGAACCUCGGCUCUGCUCUGGUAUAUGUGCAUACAUAAUUCAGUAAGGCCACUUUAUUGCCGUACAUCUGCGCUUGUUGGGUUAAUCCGUGCAAUAAGGCGCAGGUACUACACAAUUGGAAAAGUCCCAACGAGGAACAGCUCGUGCAAAUCCUGGGUCUACGAGUGAGAUCUCUAAAAGGGACGAACGAUCAAUUCAGGUAAUAGCGACUGCUCUAUACCUCUCUGGCAUAUAAAAGAGAGCGCUGUGGUGAAGAAAUCAUCAGUUUGCAAUAAGCAAAGCCAACGACAACACUAAAAUAUCAACUAUUAAAAGUGGACCGUGGAACAUCAUGAGCAACAUUAGCAACGACAGUGGACUGGAUGACUCUGCCAUCGGAGGAGCUGUCGCACAUCCCAAUGGCCCGGCAGCGACUCGUCUCUCCUGGUUUCUGGCCGAAGUGGAUGAGGGAUCGAUGAAGAACGGAGAGCCAAAUGGCCAGCCACAACUGUGUGUACUCCACUCCAUGGAGCUGUUGGAGUCGGAUGUCUCUGAAAAGUACAUGACCCGCUUCGUGGAGUUCCGGGUCAACGGCAUGGUGCUGGAGGCCAAACUCAUCCUCGCCGCCGAUGAGCGGCGGCUGGUGGAUGCGGCCUUGGCAUCGAUGAGCAAGGAGCAGCGGGAGGAGUCCAGUGCCAGGCAGCUCCUCGUGCAGUACACAGAGAACGAAGAGGCUGGCGAUCGACUGGUCCAGAAGUUGGUGUCCCCUAGCAACGUGGUCUGGCUAAGUACAAAGCCAGAGCUAAAGUGCAAUCCGCUGGUCAGUCUCGGUCCCGGAUGUAUUGCUCAUGUACUAUAUUCCUAUGAUCAGCGGGACUACAUGGAGAAGGUGCUACUUCACCUGAAGGCUCGCUGCUUUGAUCAUGCCUUCGAUGAGCAGCUGGACCUGCCGGUAGCCAUGGACGAUGAUACGUGGCUAUUGGUGCAGUAUAGUCCCGAGCCGGAGACCGUGGUCUACCAGGUCAUACAAUUCAGCCAGACAGUGUGGCGGCAGGAGAACCUCUUUAAAGACGUCAUUGCGUAUGUCCAAUUGCCGGGCAGCGAACUGGUCCUGCAGGCCGUCGUUAUUAGCUAUGGCCAGGAUCAAAGGGUGCAGCUGGCCAAGUACGAGGAGCUGCGGUGCUUUGCCAUGGAUCUGGACUUCCCGCUGCCCGAAGAACUCGAUCAACAACUCGAGCAGGGCAGUGGCACCGCCGCAUUGUUCUCCGGCACUAGCAUUUACCAAAGAGCCGAGGAUCGGGACGCUACUGGAGAGCACAAGCAGUUGAGGCGCAGUCUGGAGCAGAUGGGCGAGAAGGCCCAAAGCGAGGCACAAAUGAUAAUCGAUGCCUUCGAAAUGGUCGACAACAUCAACAAGAAUCUGCAGUGCCGCUUGGCUGGCGAUGUCCGACUGGAGAUGGCAGCCACAUCUGGAGACGAACUUCAUUAGUCAGAAUACUUUAGAUCGCUCUUCCCCACACCUUCUCAUUUAAGUCAUUACACAAAGUUUAAAACUGG